UACCGAGUUAGAGUUAUUUGUGCGGCCGUGAGGAGAAGACGCGGGAGGAGGCACACAGGAUUUAUUCAGUUGGCCGCUUCUUAUGUGCAAUCCAGUGUAGUGUAGGAGGUGGAGAGGGAGCAUAAUCCGGUGCUUAUGUUUAUGUGUUAGUGUGUGUGUGUGUGUAAAGUGUUGGCUGUGAACAGAGAAAACAACUCCGAUGCGGGAAUUGUGUGUCGAAAGAAUCGCCAUGAGCACAAGAGUUGCUUUGCCGAUGCACACGGGCUGCUGCACUAUGUCGGAGCUACGGCGUCAGCUCCUCCCCAGCCCCCCACCUACCCAGGACCGCACUGCCCAUGUUCGGAGAAACCUGUUUGGACCGAUAGACCGCGACGAAAACCUCAAGUUCGCGCAGGAUGAGAUGAACAAGGUAUCGCAGGCCAGCUGCAAGCGGUGGAACUUUGAUUUCAAGGCCGAGAAGCCGAAAGAAGGCCGCUACAACUGGGAGCCUGUUGGUGAAGCCGUGCCACAGGCCUAUGAGAUGCCUAGACUCACUGCUCUCACCACACACGCCACAACCACACCUCACACCACCAUAACCGCACCCAAACCCGUGCAUAAAACUGUACCUGAGUGUUCGAGCUCGACCAAGAGCGAACAGCAACCCUCCACGUCGAGCACGCCCGUCACGGGGUCCGACACACCCACGCCCACCACAACCAGUACAUCCAUAUCAACUGCCAAACUGCCCACCCCCGCUGGAAGCAGUAAAGCAUCGCCAGCCAGCCAGAGCAUACGGAAAGCAGUAAAGCUGGACAGAAGAGAAAGCAGCAGGAAGAAAACUAUAGCCACGACGAGAAUUACAAGGAAAACUGCCCAGCCUCCAGUAACAGAUUACCUGAGGAUCCGCAAGAGCAAGCGGCCGGCGUCCAAGCUGGAGGAGGACCCGCCGCCCGCCCUCGUCAAGCGCACCAAGACGACGUCCUCGUAAUGGCUCUCGGUCCCCGCGCCGCCGGGCAGCGCCACUGCCUCCGCCGCCGACUCUCCCCCGCCACCGCGCCACUCCAGCGCCGCCUGACGUCCGCUCGCGGCGGGGCGACAGGCGGGGAUGCCACAGUGCCACGGGCUGCGUGGCACCGAGGGCGGCCCGAGAGAGGAAGGGGCGACCAGGGUCAAAACGCCAGGAAUCCUCGACGGGCGUGUGUGUGUCUGCGUGUGUCUGUGUUCCCAAGUGGCUCCCUCUCGCCGCCCUUGGUCUUCGGCCGUCAAGAUCUCACGCUUCUGCCUUCCCCGGGCCUGGUGGCGCAGAGGCGGCAGCGGCGGGCGGGCGGG
Molecule: messenger RNA, 1311 nt
Organism: Penaeus monodon (black tiger shrimp)
Lineage: Eukaryota; Metazoa; Arthropoda; Malacostraca; Decapoda; Penaeidae
Product: cyclin-dependent kinase inhibitor 1B-like
Exons: 2
Coding region: 200-970 (256 amino acids)
Biological process (GO): regulation of cell cycle
Cellular component (GO): nucleus
Molecular function (GO): cyclin-dependent protein serine/threonine kinase inhibitor activity
Source: RefSeq, a predicted model, not a curated record